This is a messenger RNA of Parathielavia appendiculata, 3010 nucleotides long. Its product is annotated as alkaline phosphatase-like protein. The record is from RefSeq and is a predicted model, not a curated record. Lineage: Eukaryota; Fungi; Ascomycota; Sordariomycetes; Sordariales; Chaetomiaceae. The transcript is spliced from 9 exons. Gene Ontology annotation, biological process: GPI anchor biosynthetic process. Bases 184 to 2856 code for a protein of 890 amino acids. Gene Ontology annotation, cellular component: endoplasmic reticulum membrane.
UGAGACUCCAGACCUCGAGUUCAGGAGGGUUGAAGAUGGUAAGAACCUUGGGCGCAUUUUGCCUAUCUGGUGCCGUUGAGAUAUUCCGGGUUUCUUGUCAUCCUGAACAUGGCGUUUGAGUCAGACUGAAUCUUUCUUUUCGCCUUUUCCCCCCCCAAUCUGCACCAAUCCAGUCCCAUCGAGAUGACGGCGCGUCUUCGUCGCGAUGGGACCCUGAGCUCUGUGUUGCUACUUGCGGCAAACCUCCUGAUCCCGGCCGCCAUCUUCGUGUUUGCUACCGGCUUCUUUCCAUUCAAGCCGCUGCUUCCCGGGCUGGCCAGUUAUGAUGCCGUGACCGAGUACGGCGAACCCCCGGCGGCGCCCUUCGACAAACUCGUCUUCAUUGUGAUCGAUGCCCUGCGAAGUGACUUCGUCUACACUGCAGACAGUGGCUUCGAGUUCACGCAAUCGCUGAUCCGCGAUGGCGCUGCCCUCCCCUUCACGGCGCACGCCACCUCGCCGACCGUCACAAUGCCCCGGCUCAAGGCCAUAACCACCGGCUCCAUCCCCUCUUUCCUGGACGUCGUUCUCAAUCUCGACGAAGGAGACGAGAGCUCAAGCCUGGCGUCGCAGGACACAUGGCUGGCGCAGAUGCAGGCCAAGGGCACGGGGAAGCUGGUCAUGUACGGUGAUGAUACGUGGCUGAAGCUGUUUCCCGGGACAUUUGAUCGUGCCGAGGGUACAACGAGCUUCUUCGUCUCGGACUUCACCGAGGUGGACAACAACGUCACGCGGCACAUCUCGGCCGAGCUCAAGAGGAAUGACUGGAACAUUAUGAUUCUUCACUACCUCGGGCUGGAUCACAUCGGCCAUAAGGGUGGGCCGAGAAGUCCUCACAUGGUUGCGAAGCAGCGAGAAAUGGAUGGUAUCAUCCGCCAGAUCUAUGCCGCUAUCGAGUCCGAGGAUCAUCUCCGUUCUACCCUAUUUGUGUUUUGUGGUGACCACGGCAUGAAUGACGCCGGGAACCAUGGCGCCUCUUCACCAGGAGAGACCUCGCCAGCGCUGGUGUUCAUGUCCCCAAAGCUCCGAGACCUGAAGCGCAACUUGCAGUCACCACUGCCGGAAAGUGAGGACUUCCAGUAUUACAGCACCGUGGAGCAGUCUGAUCUGGCCCCAACACUCGCUGCUUUACUGGGCUUUCCUGUUCCCAAAAAUAACGUGGGCGCCCUCAUUCCCGACUUUCUACCCUUCUGGUCAAACAAGAAAGAUCAAAUCCAGCUCCUGAUGCGUAAUGCCCGCCAGAUUCUCGACAUCGUUCUCGCAGCCUUUGGCAAGGAGAUCCUAGACUCGGAGUCGGAUGCUGGCACACUCACAAAGUCCAAGGCUGAUUAUCAGGAGCUCGCGCAUGGCUGGAGGCACCUAGUCGGCAAGUACCGCCAAAAUGCUGGCUGCGAGGACUGUUCAGAGUUGACGGCCUCAAUUAUUGAGUGGCUACGACAUGCACAAAGCGUCCUGAGCAGCAUGGCCAGCAAUUAUGACAUGUCCAGGCUCUUUCUGGGACAGGCUGCUGCCGUGCUGGCCCUGAUCGCCGCUGUAAUCGCCGCCGAGCGUUGCGCCAAUGAUCGCGCUGUGUCUUUCAUUCCUCUUUCCGGUAUCAGCCUCGCCUACGGUGUGAUGAUGUUCGCAAGCAGUUACGUCGAAGAAGAACACCACUUCUGGUAUUGGGCAACGACCGCCUGGUUCGCUUACCUCGGUGUCAGGGAGUUCAAGCGGGGCACCAGAUCAGCCGCACUUAACGUACUCUCAACCACCGCCCUGCUCCUCGCCACGCGCGUCAUCAGGAGCUGGAACCAGACCGGCCAAAAGUUCGCCGGAGAUCCAGACAUCGUCAAAACGUACCUCCAGACAAGCCCGGUGCUACUCUGGUGCUUCAUCGGCGCUACCUACCUCUGGGUUCACCAGAACCUAAUUUACGGUCUCAGCGGGCUGCCAAUCUGGUUUAGCUUCGCAGCCGCAACCGGUCUGAUUCUCGCCGCCUUCACCUUCAAAGUGGCAUUUACCCUUGAAGACGCCCCCGAGCUGGUGACCGAGUUCACCCGCCGCUUGCUCAAUCUCAACUUCACUGAAGGGACCUCCCUCAUCGCUCGGGCCCGCGCAGUCUUCAUCGGCAUUGUCCUGCUGGCCGUGCUGACAGUCAUUUUCAUCCUCGUCCGUCGACGCAUCUCCUUGGGUCAGAGCGGUCCAUCAACCCUCUUCACCCUCUACACCCUCCUAGCCAUAACCCAGUCCCGCUCGACCAACAUCCCCCUCUACCUGCUCUUCAACAUCCAGCACCGUAUUUUGUCGUUCCUAGCGGAUGACAACAACGACGGUAAUGAGAAGCAAAAUGAUAGUUUGUCACCCAUCGAAGUAAGCACCACGACCCUCCUCCUACAGCAUGCCGCAUUCUUCGCCCUGGGCGGCUCCAACUCGAUUGCGUCGGUCGACCUCUCGAGUGCGUACAACGGCGUGGCAAGCUACGAUAUGGGCGCCGUCGGGGUACUUACGUUUGUGGGGAACUGGGCGGGGAGUAUCUGGUGGAGCUGGGCGGGAGUUUUGUUACUCCUGUCCAAUAGGGAGAAGGGCUUGAUGAGGAGGCCGGCAGCAGAGAGGGAGGAGUUGUGGAAGAGCCAUGUGGCGGCGCUGACUGUGUUUGUGGCGGCGAGCGUGGCAACUGUCAUGGCGGCCUGUACGGCGCUGAGGACGCAUCUGUUCGUGUGGACUGUGUUUUCGCCAAAGUAUUUGUAUUGCGUGGCCUGGAGUCUGGGGCAGCAUUUGAUGGUGGAUGUUGGGGUGGGUGGGUUGGUGUAUUGGCUUGGGGUCAUAGAGGGGAAGUAGAAGGGGGUUGGACGUCAGCAGAAGGGACUAAUGAUUGAUAGAUGAGCAGAAGACAGAUGGCAUGGUGAAAUGCAAGGAAGGAUAGUAUCGUGUUUCAUAUCGCUCAUACCCAGACAGAAAAACCUGCACAAACCUCAGAGAUCCUCACAUAACG